UGAAUAAAUUCAUGAAUCGCGUGGUUUUGAAGACGAAAAGGGAAUCAAUCACAGGCAUAAAGAGGAGGAAGACGACGGGAACAACAAACCAUGGGUGAAGCGGUGAAGGAUGGAAGAGAAGAAGUGAUCCAGGCUUGGUACAUGGAUGAUAGCGAAGAGGAUCAGAGGCUUCCUCAUCACAAGAAUCCUAAGGAGUUUAUCUCUUUGGACAAACUUGCAGGUGUGUUUGUGUAUGUCUUCAUUGUUGUGUCUCUCUGCUUAUCUGUUAUUUGUCUUUUGAUUUUCGCAUGUAUUGUUUCUGGUGCAGAGCUUGGAGUCCUGAGCUGGAGACUUGAUGCUGAUAACUAUGAAACCGAUGAGGAGUUGAAAAAGAUCCGCGAAUCUCGUGGUUACUCCUACAUGGACUUUUGUGAGGUUUGCCCUGAGAAGCUCCAAAACUAUGAAGAGAAAGUAAAGAGCUUUUUCGAAGAACAUCUGCACACUGACGAAGAGAUCCGUUACUGUGUUGCAGGAAGUGGUUACUUUGAUGUGAGGGAUCGCAAUGAAGCUUGGAUUAGAGUAUGGGUAAAGAAAGGUGGUAUGAUAGUCUUGCCUGCUGGAAUUUAUCAUCGCUUCACCGUGGACUCAGACAACUAUAUCAAGGCAAUGCGGCUUUUCGUGGGUGAACCGGUGUGGACACCAUACAAUCGACCACACGACCAUCUUCCUGCAAGGAAAGAAUAUGUGGAUAACUUUGUGAACAAUGCCAUCAAUACCUCUGCUUAGAGAGAAGCGCUCUCUCUUGCUUCCUGAAAUCAGGAUCUACAAUAAUGAGAGAUUUCCUCUCAACUCUUUGGUAUACUUGUGUUUUAAUUUACUCUCUCUGUCUCCCUAUUAGUCUCUCUUACCAUCGUUGUCGUAUCCGUUUUACGAAAAGAGUAUUGGUAAAGAAAAAAAAUAUAAUACUUGUUAGCUGAUGUAUCAUGAAAACUUAUAUUAUCAAUCUUGGUUACUUGAGGAGACAAAAAAAAAUGGAAAUCCCAUUUGACCUCUUUUUACUUA
Molecule: messenger RNA, 1041 nt
Organism: Eutrema salsugineum
Lineage: Eukaryota; Viridiplantae; Streptophyta; Magnoliopsida; Brassicales; Brassicaceae
Product: 1,2-dihydroxy-3-keto-5-methylthiopentene dioxygenase 2
Exons: 6
Coding region: 91-765 (224 amino acids)
Molecular function (GO): acireductone dioxygenase [iron(II)-requiring] activity
Source: RefSeq, a predicted model, not a curated record